AUGGCGGGGGUUAACUCUUGUUUUUUUCACAGAUCUAGUGUCGGUUUGGUAUCAAGGCGAAGCCAAGUCUCUUCAAAAUCACGUCUUUUGGUGGCAGUACCUUCGGCCGAGAGGGACCUGUUGUUGGGAGAUGGGGUAGCGGGAGACACGGCUUCGGCGUGUCUCGUAUCUCGACGACGACGAACGGACGGGCCUCUCCGACUCAAGGAGCGACGUGCUGUGUCUGGACCGCACCGCAUGUCGUUUCUUGCACCGGACGAAGCCUGGACGGACGCAAAGAAAGCUAAGUGA
Molecule: messenger RNA, 291 nt
Organism: Heterobasidion irregulare TC 32-1
Lineage: Eukaryota; Fungi; Basidiomycota; Agaricomycetes; Russulales; Bondarzewiaceae
Exons: 2
Coding region: 1-291 (96 amino acids)
Source: RefSeq, a predicted model, not a curated record